Molecule: messenger RNA, 4720 nt
Organism: Ailuropoda melanoleuca (giant panda)
Lineage: Eukaryota; Metazoa; Chordata; Mammalia; Carnivora; Ursidae
Gene: LRIF1
Product: ligand dependent nuclear receptor interacting factor 1
Exons: 4
Coding region: 588-2876 (762 amino acids)
Biological process (GO): regulation of DNA-templated transcription
Molecular function (GO): nuclear retinoic acid receptor binding
Source: RefSeq, a predicted model, not a curated record
GGUAUCUUGAGAAUAUUCUCCUGUGAUUCGUUACUUGAUCCGGAAGAAGAGAUAACAAGCGUCACUUGCGAUUGGAUCCUAUCAUAAGGGCGGUGCUUUAACGAGCCAGUCACUUUGGCAACCGGACGUGACGAUCCCGGAAGCCGCUAACGGAGCUUUGCCCGGCUGGCGGCUUCGGUGGGCGGGGUCGGCCGAGCUCGCAGGGCACAGUCUUCUCCACUGACCCGGCAUUGCUAGGGGCGGUGCCAUUAAGGCCACGCCUUCCGUCUUAACUCCGGAUGGCUCUGGAGAGAAGUCGUAGGCUCGCGGGGGCGGAGACUGGGCCGCUCCUCUCAGAGGCUAGGGCCCCAGCGGCGUCGUCAGCCGCUUUGAUUCUUCCGGUUUCUGGUGGCUGCGUCGCCUCCUUCUGAAGGCUGGGAAUACGCCCUCUCUAGCCCCUGCUGUCUCCCUCCUUUCAGCAUCGAACCUGAGUUGCUCCGGGACACCUCCCGCCCAACAUUCUUUCGCUCAGGUUCUCGCCCUUUGGAGGACCUCGGCCCCCCAUUGCCCACUUUCCUGGAUGUGCUGGCCCCUCCCACCCCUCUAAAAUGUCCAAUAACCUACAGAGGGUCUUCCUGAAACCCGCAGAGGAAAAGUCAGGCAACGCCUCGCAGUGUGUUUCAGGCUGCAUGUACCAAGUAGUUCAGACGAUUGGCUCGGAUGGAAAAAAUCUUCUGCAAUUACUUCCAAUUCCUAAUUCUUCUGGAAAUCUUAUACCGCUAGUUCAAUCUCCAGUCAUGUCUGAUGCUUUGAAAGGGAAUACAGGAAGCCCAGUUCAAGUUACUUUUCAGACUCAGAUUUCCAGCUCUUCCACAAGUGCAUCAGUUCAAUUGCCCAUUUUUCAGCCAGCCAGUUCUUCAAACUAUUUUCUUACAAGAACAGUAGAUACAACAGAAAAAGUUAGAGUUACUUCUGUGGGAACUGAAAAUCUUACCUCAUCAGUUUCUAAAGUUCAGAGUCAUGGUGUGAAAAUUGAUGGACUCACCAUGCAAACAUUUGCUGUUUCUCACUCCUCAACACAAAAUGAUUCACCUUAUAUUUUAGUAAGUACUCAGAGUCUUCCAAUGACUGUGAAGUCUCCAGUUUUGCCUUCUGGGCAUCAUUUACAGAUUCCUGCCCAUGCUGAAGUGAAAUCUGUACCAGCGUCUUCAUUGCCUCCUUCAGUUCAGCAAAAGAUACUUGCAACUGCAACCACAAGUACCUCAGGAACAGUUGAGGCCUCCCAAAUACCAACCGUUAUUUACGUAUCUCCUGUAAAUACAGUGAAAAAUGUAGUUACCAAGAACUUUCAAAACAUUUACCCAAAACCUGUUACAGAAAUAGCAAAGCCAGUGAUACUAAAUACCACACAAAUUCCAAUGAAUGUUGCUAAAGAGACACAAUUAAAAGGUGGUCAGCAUUCUCAAGCUGCUCCUGUGAAAUGGAUUUUUCAAGAAAAUCUACAGCCUUGCACUCCAUCUCUUGUUCCUGUUAAGUCUUCAAAUAAUGUGGCUUCAAAGAUUUUAAAAACUUUUGUAGAUAGGAAAAGUUUGGGAGAUAACACUAUAAAUAUGCCAUCAUUGAGUGCUGUCAGUCCUAGUGGGACACAAUCCAAAAGUAUGCCUAUUAAAGAUAAUGCUUUGGUUAUGUUUAAUGGUAAAGUCUAUCUAUUGGCUAAAAAGGGGACAGAUGUUUUGCCAUCACAAAUUGACCAACAGAAUUCUGUUUCUCCUGAUAUUCCACCAAGAAAAGAUACAUCACAAAUAGUGAGUUCAAGUCCAGUCACAGAAAUAUCCAGAGAGGUUGUAAAUAUUGUUUUGGCUAAAAGUAAAUCUUACCAGAUGGAGACAAAAUCACUUUCAAAUACUCAGCCUGCUUCCAUGAUCAAUCUAAGGGCAGAGAAGAAUAAAAAAGUGGAGAAACCAUCUCUUUCUACCCCAAACCCACAUAAUAUGAAUCAAUCCAUUAACUACUUAAAACAGAGUAAGACUUUAUUCACAAAGCCAGCCUUUCCAGAUGGAUUUAGUACAGUACAAAAUGCCCCCAGAAAAGGAACUAUCAUCCAGAGCAUAGAGAAAAUAAGUUCCUCUGUUGAUGCAACAACUCUUACUUCACAACAGUGUGUUUUCAGAGACCAAGAACCAAAGAUCCAGAAUGAAAUGGCAUCAACAUUAGAAAAAGUUACUCAAGAAAGAAAUGACAAGAACUAUUCCCAAGGAGGAAGCAAUAAGGCAUCAUAUCUGAAGAAUGAUGCAGAAUUAAAAAAAAUAUUUGGUCUCACUAAAGAUUUGAGAGUGUGCCUUACUCGGAUUCCUGAUCAUCUGGGCUCUGGAGAAGGUUUUGAUUCCUUUAGCAGUUUGGUGAAGAGUGAUACUUACCAAGAGACUGAGUUGAUAGUGAAGGAAGACAAGAAAAAACAGGGUUUUGAUAAGAAAAGAAAAGCAAAAACCGGUAAGAAGAUGGAUCACACAAAGAAGAGAAAAACUGAGAGUGUUUAUAACACAGCUGUAAAUGGAGGAACCGAUGUCACCAGUUCCCAACUCGUCAACAGUAUUUUACCAGCUUCAGAUGUAUCACACCAUAACAUUCUCACAAGCCGCAACAAAACCAGAGAAGAAAAGAGAACUGAGGUUGAACACUAUACCCCUGAGAACCAGGAAAAAGGCACAUUGAGUUCAAAUACAGCUUUUGAACAAAGUCAUUCCUUUAAUAAAAGUUAUACUGAAGAUAUUUUCCCCAUGACGCCACCAGAAUUAGAAGAAACUAUUCGAGAUGAAAAAAUAAGAAGACUUAAGCAGGUGCUGAGAGAGAAAGAAGCAGCUCUUGAAGAAAUGCGUAAGAAGAUGCACCAAAAAUAAUAAAAUGUUGCUAUACUUAAAGACUGCAGUGAAAUAGCUGUGUGUUUUUUUCAUAUACUUUUUCCUUAGGUUAAUUAUAGAUGCAUUCUGAAAGUGUCUUUGAAUAUGAAACUUGUUUUUUUGUCAGUUAAUGAUUGAAUUUUAUUUAAGGACUACAAAAAAGGUUGAUUCACACAUGAGUCUUGUGAAAAUCUACAUGGGGUAUCUGAAUCUUUGUCUAGAUUCCUUUUUUGGAAGGAAAAAUUUUCUAUUUUUCUAUUAUUUUAAUUAGAAUUCCCAAAGUUUGAAUAUUUGUGCAAGGUUUUUUUUUUUUUUUAUUGUUUGCAUCUUUAGCUGAAGUGCUCAGGUGUUAUUCCAACAGUAGAUAAUUACUGUAUACUACUGAAUUAUACAAUGCAAGGGAGGAAAUGAGCUCUAAGCUUAGCCUUGCCAGUGGGCUUAUAUAUGUACUCGAUCUGUAUCCAUAAAAUAAUACAAUUGUAAAUUUUUUUAUUUUCAUGAAAGAAAAUGUAUUAUAGCAGUAUUAAAAAUACAAACAUUUCUCAGAGUGAGGGACACUUGUUUUGUGGCUUUUACAAAGUAGUUUUUUGUAAUCCAAAAUGGGUUUUCGAAUCCAGGCUAUAUAAUGUAUUGUUUGCUUACAAAGUGAUACGUUAUUAUUCCUAGGUAAAUGCUUUUCAUUCUCCUCCUCCUCUUCUUUUUCUUCUCCUCCUUUUUUGGAAUAUGUACAUAUGUAAUUGUGAAAAGUAAAUCUGAACAAUGGCCACAUUUAAUACUUUUUAAAAUUGUAAAGUGUACUUUUUCUUAAUGGAGGCAAACAUUUUUCUGUCUGAUUGUGUUUGCUUCGGAGACUUUGGGAAUUGUGUGGGGAUAGGGAUUAAUGGGAAAAAGGAAAAGUUUACCGAAAAAAAAAAAAAAAGACAAAUCUCCAGAAGUAAGGACGUAUAAAACCUAUACAUACUGAGAAGGGAGCAGAACAAAUGCGAACUGAUCAACUAAAUUCUCCUGCCUUUUAUUGUUUUUUUUCUUGUAACAGUUUUUUUGAGAUAAUUCACUUAGCAUAAACUCACCCUUUAAAAGUAUACAAUUCAGUGGUUUUUAUUAUAUUCACAGAAUUGUGCAACCAUUAACAUGACCUAAUUUUAGGACAUUUUCAUCACUCCCCAAAGAACCUCAUACCCUUUAGCAGUCACUCCCCAGAUCCUCCACCCCCAGCCCUAGGCAACCACUAAUAUAGUUUAUGUCUCUAGGGACUUGUGGAAAUUCAUAAGCAUGGUAGGAGUUAUUCAGUAUGUUUUCUUAUGUGAUUGGUUUUUUUCACUUAGCUUAAUGUUUUCAAGUCUCAUUGGUGCUGUAGCAUAUAUUAGUACUUAAUUCUUUUUUUAAAUUGCUGAAUAGUAUUCCAUUGUAUGAAAAUACCACACUUUGUUUUCCAUUCAUCUGUUUAUGGACAUUUGGGUUGUUUAUGCUUUUGGCUUCUAGGAUUUUAUGUUGCUAUGAAUAUUUGGGUAUAAGUUUUUAUGUGGACAUAUGAGUGUAUACUUGGGACUGUAAUUGCUGGAUCAUAUCCUAACUCUGUUUAAUGUUUUAUGGAACUGCCAAACUAUACAUAGUCAGAUAUUUCUUAUCCUCCUCCACCAAAAUGGAUCUUGUCAAAAACGCCAGUGACUUCCAUGUUGCUUCAUUUAUCAUGGGAAAAAACAAUUUCAUGUAUCAUUGCCUCCUUUGAAAAAUUUUAAAGUGUUUUAUUAAAGAAGCAGUAUGUAUGCAUUGUAGAAAAUUUAAAAGUACAGCAAGCUAAAGUAAUAAAAAUUGAAGCUUCAUAUUCUCAUCACACUAUAAAA